AAUAAUGAACUCCGUAAUUUUAUCGGCGAUUAGUAGGAUAAUUAAUAGUAAAAUAAAAACAAUACCCUAUUCCACUUUAUUAGUACGAAGUGAAAGAAGGUUUAGUAGUAAUAAACAAAAAGAAGAACCGACAGCGCUAAAAAGGUUUUGGAAACAGGUAUCCAUCCAAUUAAAUCCAGAUACACAAACAUAUGAGAUAUUACUUGACAAAAGACCAUUAAAAACACCGGGAGGUUCAAAAUUAACUGUACCUUAUUCAAAAAAACAUUUAGCAUUAUUAAUAGCUGGAGAAUGGGAAUCUCAAAAUCAUGUGUUGAGACAGCACUCUUUACCUUUAACGUCAUUGAUUAGUAUUUCUAUUGAUAAAGAUAAUAUGAAACAUGAUGUUAUCAACCGAUUGUUAAGAUAUUUUGAUAAUGAUACUAUUUGUUAUCAUGAACCAUACCCUGAUUCAUUAGUUGAAUUACAAAAAAAGUAUUGGCUUCCAAUAUUAGAUUGGGUACAAAACACUUAUAACGUUGAAAUUAAAACUACUGAUAAAAUAAGCGGAUUAAAACAGCCCGAAAAUACCAAAGAAAAGUUAAAGAAUAUUAUUGAAAAUUUUGAUUCUUUAAAGUUAUCAGGGUUUGAAAGGGCUACUAUGAUUUCAAAAUCUUUUUUGAUCGGAUUGGCUUUAGUAGAGAAAAAAUUAAGUGUUGAAGAAGCCUCUAAAGCCUCAUCAAUUGAAAUGAAUUCACAAACUAUAAGGUGGGGUGAACUUGAAGCUCAUGAUAUUGAGAAUGAAGAUGUUAAAAGACAUUUGGGUUCUGUUUCUUGUACUGUCAUGUUUUAACUUUGGUGUCCUUUGCUGGUGGUCUAUACCAUUCUACUGGAAAUUUAAGUCCCCGCAGUUUCUUUUUCUUUAACCUUUUCUCUAUAUGUCUUGUAUCCAUUGGAAUAUCUUCAAAUUUAUCAUCUUCUUUCUAAAUAAAGAAAUAUAAACAGAGAUUUUUUGGAGAUCUUUUAAGAACAAAACUAUAAAAAAUAAACUUACCUUAGCUUCUUCUAAGAGUUUAU
Molecule: messenger RNA, 1056 nt
Organism: Rhizophagus irregularis DAOM 181602=DAOM 197198
Lineage: Eukaryota; Fungi; Glomeromycota; Glomeromycetes; Glomerales; Glomeraceae
Source: RefSeq, a predicted model, not a curated record